Molecule: messenger RNA, 2806 nt
Organism: Cyclopterus lumpus (lumpfish)
Lineage: Eukaryota; Metazoa; Chordata; Actinopteri; Perciformes; Cyclopteridae
Gene: pgm5
Product: phosphoglucomutase 5
Exons: 11
Coding region: 344-2047 (567 amino acids)
Biological process (GO): carbohydrate metabolic process; striated muscle tissue development; myofibril assembly
Cellular component (GO): adherens junction; cytosol; cell-substrate junction
Molecular function (GO): phosphoglucomutase activity; magnesium ion binding
Source: RefSeq, a predicted model, not a curated record
GGCUAGAGGAGAGUUGUUGCUGAACGCUACUGAGGGGAUGCGGCUCUGAAGGCGUCUACACACAUUGUCGGAGUUGUUGCUCUCCUCUAGGAUUUUUUGUUGUUGUGUGCGUCUGUGUGUCUCCCUUCAUCCCUGCGUGGGUCACUGCUGUCACUGCUCCACUCCCUCGGCAGGGACACGGCAACUGUGCCUUGACUUCACAGGCCCACGAGGUGCCCCUCUGUGCUGCCAACACACAUGACAAAGAGGCUGUUUUUUUGUGUUUUUUUUUACUCUCUGUGGUCGGAAACCAGCAGGAGCCAACCUCAGUAACUGACCCGCUCGCUGGGUCUCGCAGAGGAGGAUGGAGACGAGCCCCAUCCCGGUGGUGACGGUCCAAACCGCCCCCUUCGACGACCAGCGGCCCGGCACCAACGGGCUGCGGAGGAAGACGGCGGUGUUCGAGGGGAAGAAGAACUACCUGCAGAACUACAUCCAAAGCGUGCUGUCCUCCAUCGACCUGCGGGACCGCCAGGGCUGCACCAUGGUGGUGGGCAGCGACGGCCGCUACUUCAGCCCAGCUGCCACCGAGGUGAUAGUGCAGAUGGCAGCUGCCAAUGGGAUCGGCCGACUGGUGAUCGGUCACAACGGCCUCCUGUCCACCCCUGCUGUUUCCUGCAUCAUCAGGAAGAUCAAGGCCAUUGGUGGGAUCAUCCUCACAGCGAGUCACAACCCCGGAGGCCCCGCUGGAGACUUCGGAAUCAAGUUCAACGUGGCGAAUGGAGGCCCGUCUUCGGACACAGUGAUGGAGAGGAUCUACCACGUGAGCCGGAAGCUUGAGGAGUAUGCAAUCUGCCCCGAUCUCCGUGUUGACCUGUCCAGGCUGGGAAGGCAAGAAUUUGACCUGGAGAACAAGUUCAAACCUUUCAGAGUGGAGAUCGUGGACUCAGUUGAGGUGUAUCUACAGCUGCUGAGAAACAUCUUUGACUUCAGUGCCAUUAAAAGUCUUCUCACAGGACCAGAUCAGCUCAAGAUACACAUAGAUGCCAUGAACGGAGUGAUGGGCCCCUAUGUACGCAGGAUCCUGUGUGAUGAGUUGGGAGCUCCCGCUAACUCCGCUGUCAACAGUGUCCCCCUGGAGGACUUUGGUGGUCAACCUCCAGAGCCCAACCUGACUUAUGCCACCUCUCUGGUCGACGCCAUGAAAGGAGGCGACUUUGGCUUUGGAGCUGCAUUUGAUGCAGAUGGGGACCGGUACAUGAUCCUCGGGGAAAACGGCUUCUUUGUGAACCCGGCAGACUCGUUGGCCGUCAUGGCCGCCAACCUCUCCACCGUCCCCUACUUCAGGCAGCUGGGAGUCAAGGGCUUUGCCAGGAGUAUGGCCACCAGCACGGCCCUCGACAGGGUUGCCAAAGCCAUGAAACUGGCGCUGUAUGAGACUCCCACGGGCUGGAGGUACUUCGGGAACCUGAUGGAUUCUGGGCGUUGUUCCCUCUGCGGGGAGGAGAGCUUUGGGACAGGUUCAGACCACAUUCGUGAGAAAGAUGGUCUGUGGUCGGUGUUGGUGUGGUUGUCCAUCAUAGCCGCCAGGAAACAGGGCGUGGAGCAGAUCGUCAGAGAACACUGGGCCAAGUUUGGACGUAACUACUUCUGCAGGUUUGAUUACGAAGGCCUGGACCCGCGCGCAGCCUUUUACCUGAUGAGGGAUCUGGAGUCGGUCAUCUCAGACAAAGCAUUCACCAGCCAGAAGUUUGCCGUGGGAGACCAUAUAUACAGCGUGGAGAGGGCCGACAACUUUGAGUACAUCGACCCUGUGGACGGAACAGUGGCUCGAAACCAGGGUUUAAGGAUCGUCUUCACUGAUGCGUCCCGCCUCGUUUUUCGGAUGAGCGGGAGCGGUGGAGGGACGGGCGCCACCAUCCGCAUUUACGCAGAGAGCUUCGAGAGAGACCCCGAGAGACACAACAGAGAGACACAGGUGGUGCUGGGUCCUCUCAUCGCCAUCGCCCUGAAGAUCUCCAACGUCCACGAGAGGACAGGGCGCCGUGGCCCUAACGUCAUCACAUGAGCUCCCAGGAAAACACACAGUCACAUGCACGCGCACACACACACACACACACACACACACACACACACACACACACGCACACACACACACACACACACACAUGCAUCUAGCUGCUCACACAUAAAAAUAAAAAAAAACUUUUCCCAUACUCAUUUCCCUUAAAUCCCUUCUCGGUCACUUCAUGGUCAUUUAUUUUUCUUUGGUUCUUCAAAUGAUGACUAAACCGGGGGUCCUUAUCUUGUGUUGAAUAAUCAAUAACGUAGAAUAUUUAGUUUCCAAACCAUGCAGGCUAUUUAAUUAUUGCCAUGAAUAAAUAAUGCAAAAGACAGCAAACCUAUUAUGAAUGUGCAGACUGACUGUUAAUGUUUGUGGCUUGCAGUUAUAAAGAUUUAUUGACUAAGGGAACCUGAGAUAUUUUUUGUAUUCACCGUGCUGUUUUUGCUUGUACCUGCCCUCAUAUGUGUCAUUUCUUUAAGUAAUCAAACUUUUGUCCAAGUGUAAAAUAAAGCAGGCCUUGCAUCACAACUAAUAUAUCAGUGAAUUGACUUACAGUUAGUUUAUGUUUGAUAUGAAUGAAUGCACAUCUUGCUAUGAAUAGUGGGAAUUUGUCAGACUUAUUGUAUUACCAUGGGAGAGGUUUUUAAAAUGUAAAAUAACAAAAUAGCAAAUGAGGCCACAGGUAAUGAAAAAUAAAAUACAUAUUUUAGAUUUGUUUGCUAAUCUGGCUUUCGCUUUAGUUUGUCAUUUUAGGCCUUUGGG